This is a messenger RNA of Tuber aestivum (summer truffle), 1561 nucleotides long. The record is from the annotation of a GenBank genome assembly. NCBI's taxonomy places the organism in Eukaryota, Fungi, Ascomycota, Pezizomycetes, Pezizales, Tuberaceae.
GCUCCUAGCCUCACCGGAUAGAACCCCACGGACCCCACUUAGCGCAACCACCGUAAUGGCCCACGAAAACCUCACAAUCCGUAAUCUCUCCUCAACAGAAAUAAUCAUAGCCCGUGUGUCGCGCUUCCCACAACCCACGGGGCCCCGACCUGUGACGAUAAAGAACAUAACCAACAUCGGAAACCUAUCUCACAGCUUCGCGUCCUUUGUCGUGAAGACCUUCUCCAUUCCCCAUUCGGCUGAACCAUCUUCCAAUGCGAUCGCUGAGAACGCGCAAGCCUUCUCCGAGGAGGAUGUAUCGAUACGCCUACCGGCCUUUGGGAUAGUGCAGACGGAGAUCAAAAUCAACAAGGACGAGGUCGUGCGACUGGCCUUCACGGUUGGCGAGGCUAAAUUCCGCGCGGACGUGAAUUCGCAUACGCCGGCUGUGCACUCCCUGAGUCCUGGAACGGAGCAUAGGUUCAACGCGGUGUUCCACCGGAACCACAGCCACCUCGCGCUCCUAUCCAGCGCCGCGCUGGGUGGGUGGAUGGAGCGUUUGGAGGAUGAGACCCCGCUGAGCCUAAUCUCCAUCCCGGGCACACAUAAUACCCCAACGUACCACACCGCACUCCCAUCCGUUCGCUGCCAGGCUGUUGGCCCGAAGAAGCAAUUGGAAAACGGAAUCCGCUUCUUCGACAUUAGAUGCCAGGUUGACGGCCCAAACACCCUAAUCCUCGUGCACGGCGCCUUCCCAGUCUCUCUGACGGGACCUAAGAACCUGAGCGAGGUUCUCAAAGCUGCAUACUCAUUCUUGGAUGGAAAUCCGCACGAGUGCAUCAUCAUCUCGCUAAAGCGGGAAGGCCGCGGUGACGCCGAUGACGCCAAGUUUGCAAAGGUGUUGAAGGAGGGGUACAUCGACAAGGAAGCUUCACGGUGGUACUUGGAAGACAGCAUACCGACCCUCGGCCAAGUCCGUGGUAAAGCGAUCCUCUUUCGCAGAUUCACCUUGCCAAGCGAUAUACAGGAAUUCGGCAUCAACGCCGAACAUUGGGAUUAUAACACCCCGGAUUCGAAUACGCCCUCCCGUACAUGUCGUGUUCAGGACUUUUGCGAGGUGCAGGAGCCCGCUACUAUAGAUAAGAAGGUCAUCUACGUUAAGGAGCACUUGGAGCGUUCGGCGAAGCCCUUAGAACCGGAUACCACUAAACAGUUGUUUAUAAACUUUUUGUCAGCGAGCUAUUUCUGGAGGGUGGGGUGCUGGCCUGAGAAUGUUGCCGAGAAGGUUAACGUUGAAACAAAGAGACAUCUGGCUAUCGAUCACGUCGCCGGGAAGGACCGCGGCGAUGGAAGCACCGGUGUUGUGGUCUGUGAUUACGUUGGCGAGGAUGAGGAUUGGGAGUUGGUUAGGUUGAUUGUCACCAUGAAUGGGUGGAUCAGCAAGUCGGGGUGAUUGGCUAGUCCGAGGGGGGUAUUCCGGGGAUUCCCUGUCACGAUAUCAUGUUAUGCCCUGCGGCUACACCCUUUAGUUCAACAGCUGAUAGAUGAAGGAUGGGUUGCGAUGAAUCAGAGUAAACCACAC